AGUCCAGUAGGUGGCGGUAAUGCACCUUUGAAGUUGGUUGCUAGGAGCCAAUAAACUUCAUUAGAAGAAGAAUUCCUCAUUGGCGUCGCCCUGUGCUGAAAGGUGUGCUUCAUGGCGGUGGCAGUUUCUGCGGGAGGCGAGGCUCUGAUGAUGGAGAAUGGACAGAGCACCGCCUCAAAGCUCGGCCUGCCGCCUCUCACCCCUGAGCAGCAGGAGGCACUGCAGAAGGCGAAGAAGUAUGCCAUGGAGCAAAGCAUUAAAAGUGUGCUUGUCAAACAGACCCUGGCUCAUCAACAACAGCAGCUCACCAACUUACAGAUGGCAUCGCUGACAAUGGGCUUUGGCGAUCCCCUCUCACCUUUACAAUCGGUAGCGGCUCAGAGACAGCGAGCAUUAGCCAUCAUGUGCCGAGUGUACGUGGGCUCCAUUUACUACGAGCUGGGAGAGGACACGGUCCGGCAGGCCUUUGCCCCGUUCGGCCCCAUCAAGAGCAUCGACAUGUCCUGGGACUCUGUUACAAUGAAACACAAGGGUUUUGCGUUUGUGGAGUAUGAGGUGCCUGAGGCAGCCCAGCUAUCCCUUGAGCAGAUGAACUCCGUUAUGCUGGGAGGGAGAAACAUUAAGGUGGGACGACCGAGCAACAUCGGACAGGCCCAGCCGAUCAUUGACCAGCUGGCAGAAGAGGCACGCGCCUUCAACCGAAUCUACGUGGCGUCUGUGCACCCCGACCUCUCGGACGAGGACAUCAAGAGUGUGUUUGAGGCGUUCGGCCGGAUCAAGUCAUGCACUCUAGCGAGAGACCCCACUACAGGGAAACACAAGAGCUACGGCUUUAUUGAGUACGACAAGGCUCAGUCCUCCCAGGAUGCAGUUUCCUCCAUGAAUCUCUUUGACCUAGGGGGUCAAUACCUGCGUGUGGGCAAAGCGGUCACCCCCCCCAUGCCCCUGCUCACUCCGACCACACCUGGCGGACUCCCCCCUGCUGCAGCUGUGGCGGCUGCAGCUGCCACAGCCAAAAUCACUGCCCAGGAGACGGUUGGGUCAUCGGUGCUGGGAGCGCUGGCUGGACCCGCCCUCCUCUCUCAACAGUUGGGUGGCCUGCCCCAAGCCGUCAUGGCAGCCCAGGCCCCGGGGGUCAUCACAGGGGUAACCCCAGUGCGGCCCACUUUGCCUGUGCUACCUCAGGUGGGCCUGGUCAACCCAGUGCUGGCCUUACCACCGGUGCUGGUCACCUCUCUGGUGGCAGCCCAGGAGGCCAAGAAGAAGGAAUUGGAGGAGGAGGCCGUGCAGGACGGGACGGGCCAGGAGCCGCUGAGUGAGCAGGAGCACAUGAGCAUCUCCGGGAGCAGCGCCAGACACAUGGUCAUGCAGAAGUUGCUCCGUAAGCAAGAGGUGAGGUUGUCUUCUCAUCUAGUGUUGAUGUUGAGAGUUUCAAACCAUUUCAACGUGUGGAUCACGGCCUCACGUCUUCUGUCGACGGUGAUGGUGCUGCGGAACAUGGUAGGACCAGAGGACAUCGACGAUGACCUGGAGGGUGAGGUGACUGAGGAGUGCGGCAAGUUUGGUGCUGUCAACCGUGUCAUCAUCUACCAGGAAAAGCAGGGCGAGGAGGAUGAUGCGGAGGUCAUUGUCAAGAUCUUUGUGGAGUUCUCCAUGGCGGCAGAGAUGAACAAGGCCAUCCAGGCACUCAAUAAUCGCUGGUUUGGAGGUCGCAAGGUCAUUGCUGAGGUGUACGACCAGGAGCGCUUUGACAACAGCGACUUAUCUGCAUAAGACGUUCUGACCUUUCUGAAAGAUCUCUACUACGACCACAACCUCUGGUGUUUCUCUCUCCCUCACACACAUACACACACACACUUACACAGACAAGGCUGCCACGCACCACUGUAGGUGAUGCUGGGCUCUUUUUAACCAGUUUUUUUUUUAUUUUUAUCAAUGUUGAUAUUAAUAUUAUUAAUGCUCCUGUUUGGGGACACCGACAAAGCAAGGAGACGCUAAGGGAUUUUUUAAUUAUUAUUGUGGCCUACUGUGAAGGGCUGGAUAUUUGUUUCUGUAUUGUUUUCAGUUUCAUUUCCCUGAUUUUAGUUUUAUUUCGGUUACACCUUUUUUGAUUAAGUCAAUUCUACAAAGGUUCUCUUGUUAUAUAGCUCUUGGUGUUAAUUGCCCAAAACAAUAAAUUCCUCAUGAAUUCAUA
Molecule: messenger RNA, 2194 nt
Organism: Oncorhynchus mykiss (rainbow trout)
Lineage: Eukaryota; Metazoa; Chordata; Actinopteri; Salmoniformes; Salmonidae
Gene: puf60a
Product: poly-U binding splicing factor a
Biological process (GO): mRNA splice site recognition; alternative mRNA splicing, via spliceosome; regulation of alternative mRNA splicing, via spliceosome
Cellular component (GO): catalytic step 2 spliceosome; precatalytic spliceosome
Molecular function (GO): RNA binding
Source: RefSeq, a predicted model, not a curated record